Messenger RNA from Austrofundulus limnaeus, 2898 nucleotides. RefSeq names its product guanine nucleotide binding protein (G protein), alpha z polypeptide (gene gnaz). The coding region runs from base 902 to 1969 and encodes 355 amino acids. The record is from RefSeq and is a predicted model, not a curated record. Lineage: Eukaryota; Metazoa; Chordata; Actinopteri; Cyprinodontiformes; Rivulidae. Gene Ontology annotation, cellular component: cytoplasm; heterotrimeric G-protein complex. Gene Ontology annotation, biological process: adenylate cyclase-modulating G protein-coupled receptor signaling pathway. Gene Ontology annotation, molecular function: G-protein beta/gamma-subunit complex binding; GTPase activity; G protein-coupled receptor binding. The transcript is spliced from 3 exons.
CUGCAGCCGCUCUUUCCCUUUGCUCUCAAGCAGAGUCCGGGGGGGUGAACGCCUGUUUGAAGCUCUUCCCCCCCCUGGGCUCAGGGUUUCUGUGGAUCCGAGUGCGCUGACACUUUUCACAUGCGUGAUAUGAGAGUGUGAUCAAAGCAAGCUCAUUCUGCCUGACCGAUUUCUACAGGAUUACGGAUUAGGGAGCCGGGGAGCUGGGAAGUCGGGAGAGACAUGGAUGCAAUCCAGAAGAGACAAAAAAGGGAUCGCGAGAGGUCAUGGAGAAUAAAAAGGUCAGCUGGUCCUCACAGGCAAUACUAGAGACACAAGGCUUUCUGUUGUUGGCGAAUUAACUCACAAGAAAGGCAGCGGGACAAAUUUUAUCCAGAGGAUCAAGAACAACGGGCCAAGUAUCACGCCAAGGUGGACGACUGCAGAAUCCAAACAAGGGCAUCGCACUCCAAGAGCCAUGUGGGAGGACAGUAAAUGGGAUUUGUUAUUUGCAUGUGUCAAGUCCAAAUACUUUCUCUGCUGACGUCCUGUGAACUUCUCCCAACCUUCUGUCAGAGCUUUUCCUCAGGGGGAGUCCCUGCUAUGAACCCCAGCUCCAUCGGCUUCAGCAGGCAGUCCAAGCUCAGUGCACGGCACUGUGUGGGCAUCCCACAGGUCUGGGUUCUGCCCACACAGAACUCUCAGACUGCCCCAGACAAAAAAAAAAAAACAGAACAAAAUCCUCCCGAGUCACUCCUCCAUGCGGUGACUUUACCGUCUAGGUGUAAAAUCGAUCUGUUGCCAAGUUUCGCAAACUCCGACUCUUCCACCACCGCUGUUUGACUCACCGCUUCAUUUUUAGUUAGCUCCCCCAUCCAGCAGCAGCACGAGUUCCUUCGUGUUUACCACGUGGUGGAGGACCAUGGGAUGCCGUCAGAGCUCGGAGGAAAAGGAAGCGGCGCGGCGGUCGAGGCGAAUCGACCGCCACCUGCGCUCGGAAAGCCAGCGGCAGCGGCGUGAGAUCAAGUUGCUGCUGCUGGGCACCAGCAACUCGGGCAAGAGCACCAUCGUCAAGCAGAUGAAGAUCAUCCACAGCGGUGGCUUCAACCUGGAGGCCUGCAAGGAGUACAAGCCUCUCAUCCUGUACAACGCCAUCGACUCGCUCACCCGCAUCAUCCGUGCCCUCACCAGCCUCAAGAUCGACUUUCACAACCCGGACCGCGCCUACGACGCCGUGCAGCUCUUUGCGCUCACGGGUCCGGCGGAGAGCAAGGGGGAGAUCACUCCAGAGCUGCUGGGGGUCAUGAAGCGUCUGUGGGCGGACGGAGGGGUCCAGGAAUGCUUCCUGCGCUCCAACGAGUACCACUUAGAGGACAACACGGCCUACUACCUGAACGACCUGGACCGCAUCUCUGCAGUCGAGUACAUCCCCACCGUAGAGGACAUCCUGCGCUCCCGCGACAUGACCACAGGCAUCGUGGAGAACAAGUUCACCUUCAAGGAGCUCACCUUCAAGAUGGUGGACGUGGGCGGGCAGCGCUCAGAGAGGAAGAAGUGGAUUCACUGUUUCGAGGGCGUGACUGCAAUUAUUUUCUGUGUUGAACUCAGUGGCUAUGACCUCAAACUCUACGAGGACAACCAGACGAGCCGCAUGGCCGAGAGCUUGCGUCUGUUCGACUCCAUCUGCAACAACAACUGGUUCACCAACACAUCGCUCAUCCUCUUCCUCAACAAGAAGGACUUGCUGGCCGAGAAGAUAAAACGCAUCCCUUUGACAGUGUGCUUCCCCGACUACAAAGGCCAAAACACCUACGAGGAGGCGGCCGUCUAUGUGCAGCGGCAGUUCGAGGACCUCAACCGCAACAAGGAGACCAAGGAGAUCUACUCGCACUUCACCUGUGCCACUGACACCAGCAACAUCCAGUUUGUAUUCGACGCAGUCACGGACGUGAUCAUCCAGAACAAUCUCAAGUACAUCGGGCUAUGCUAGGACCUGACACCAGGUGGGAGUCGAGGUUGGGUCAGAGUUGUGGGAACAGCGGGACGGAUUGGCAGCGGGACGGCUUGGCAGUGUUUCGGCCCCGCCGUCAGGCUGCAUGUUAGUCUGUCUGCCUGAUCUCUUCGCAGCAGAGAACUGAAAAAGGAGAUGAGGUAGCAAGGUGGCCAGGGACGGUCGAUACUGUAGAUUCAACCAUUUUGAUUGAAACGUCAGAGCUGAUGGGUCGAGAUGGGAAGUUUUACCCUAUGUGUUUGCACUGAAUAUGAGUAUGCAGAGACACACACACACACACACAUCCUUAUUGUUUGUUCACACGCGGGAUCUUUGGCUCAACUUUCGAGCUCUUGUUUGAUGAGGUGACGCUGGAAAUUCAAGACACCCCACCACCACCCCACCCGCCUGUCAAACCUGAGACUGAGCAGAAGGUCUGUGAUGGCAGUUUUCUUUACUUUUAUCUUCUUAACAUCAUCCACUGAAGUCAAUAAAUGCUGCUUUAUGGAGGGAAAAAAUUAGGCAAAUCAAACGUGUGUUUUGGAUUUUCGCCCAAACGACAUGAAACAGAUGAUUUGUAGAGAUCGUUUCAAGUAGAGCCGAUACAAUGUUACAGGGUUUCUGCCCAAAAUAUAAAACAAUUUUAAAAAAGAAAACUGCCACAGUCUCAAAGUAAAAUACAUUUUCAGCACACUAUUUCUGUUCUUCUCUUCUGGUUGUCCCUCUAAACUGUCCCCCACCCCCACUUUGUGGAUUUUAUUUUGAAAAAACUGAGAAAAAAACUGCUCCUUUCUUAACAGAUUUGACUUUUAAUACCAAGAGUAUAUUACGAUCAGCAGAGUUCAAAGUAUUUACGAUCAUUCCAGCAGGAGACGACAAAAACAGUGCCAAGAUUAGUUUUUGUAAAUAAAACCCCGAUCAAUUCGUUA